This is a messenger RNA of Aspergillus mulundensis, 1830 nucleotides long. Its product is annotated as purple acid phosphatase family protein. Gene Ontology annotation, molecular function: acid phosphatase activity; metal ion binding. NCBI's taxonomy places the organism in Eukaryota, Fungi, Ascomycota, Eurotiomycetes, Eurotiales, Aspergillaceae. The record is from RefSeq and is a predicted model, not a curated record. The transcript is spliced from 2 exons. The coding region runs from base 1 to 1830 and encodes 609 amino acids.
AUGAAGCUCCAGCUUGCAGCAGGUGCAUCCCUGCUCCUGGCUCUCGGUGCAGCCCGGCCCACCGUCGACACCGCAUACCCCUACACCGGCCCCGCCGUCCCCAUCGGCGACUGGGUCAAUCCCACCAUCAACGGCAAUGGCAAGGGGUACCCGCGUCUCGUCGAGCCCCCGGCCGUGAAGCCGGCAUCGGCACAUCCAACCAACAACGUCAAUGUCAUUUCGCUCUCGUAUCUCCCGGACGGCAUGCACAUCCACUACCAGACGCCGUUUGGGCUUGGCGAGAGGCCGUCUGUGCGCUGGGGAAGCAGUCCGGGGAAUUUGAGUAGCCUGGCCACUGGAUGGACUCAUACAUACGACCGCACCCCCUCCUGCAGCCAAAUCAGGGCCGUCACCCAAUGCAGCCAGUUCUUCCACGAAGUCAGCCUGCCGAACCUCGAGUCCGCAACGACAUACUACUACCAGAUCCCGGCUGCCAACGGCACAACCGAGUCCCAGGUGCUCCGCUUCACGACCGCCCGUGCCCCCGGCGACAAGACGCCCUUCUCCAUCGCCGUCCUCAACGACAUGGGCUACACCAAUGCGCAGGGAACGCACAGGCAGCUCCUGGCCGCCGCAGACAAGGGCGCGGCCUUUGCCUGGCAUGGCGGGGAUCUCUCUUACGCAGAUGACUGGUACUCCGGGAUCCUGCCCUGCGCGGACGACUGGCCGGUCUGCUACAACGGGACGAGCACGGCGUUACCCGGCGGCGGCCCAAUCCCAGACGAGUACCUGCGUCCCCUGCCCGCCGGCGAGAGUCCAAACCAAGGCGGUCCGAACGGCGGCGACAUGAGCGUGCUGUACGAGAGCAACUGGGAUCUGUGGCAGCAGUGGAUGGCCAAUCUAACCACGCGCAUCCCGCACAUGGUCAUGCCGGGGAACCACGAGAGCGCAUGCGCCGAGUUCGACGGGCCCGGCAACCCCAUGACCGCGUACCUGAAUAACGGGAUUCCGAACGGCACCGCGCCCGCAACGAAUCUAACAUACUACAGCUGUCCGCCGUCGCAGCGCAACUUCACCGCGUUCCAGCACCGCUUCCGCAUGCCUGGGGCUGAAACCGGAGGUGUGGGUAACUUCUGGUACUCGUUCGACUAUGGGCUCGCGCAUUUCGUGAGUCUGGACGGGGAGACGGAUUUCGCGAGCAGUCCGUUCUCGACGCUGGCCCGGGAUCGCACGGGGAAUGAGACGCGUGCGAGGCCCGAGGAGACGGAGACGACGGAUAGCGGGCCGUUUGGGGCGAUUGAUGGGGAUCGCGAGGACGAUAAUGAGGCGUAUGCGCAGGUUCAGUGGCUGGCGCGGGAUCUGGCUGCCGUUGACCGUGCGAGGACGCCGUGGGUGUUUGUUAUGAGCCAUCGGCCCAUGUACUCGUCUGCCUACUCGAGUUAUCAGACCAAUGUGCGGAAGGCGUUUGAGGAGCUGUUGCUGCGGUAUGGGGUCGACGCGUACCUGUCUGGUCACAUCCAUUGGUACGAGCGUAUGUACCCGAUGACGCUGAACGGGACGGUCGACGAGUCCGCUGUUGUGAGUAACCAUACGUACCUUGCCAACACCGGGGUGUCGAUGACGCAUAUUGUCAACGGGAUGGCGGGGAACAUUGAGAGCCAUAGCGAGUUUGACGAGGGCGAGGGGUUGACUGAGAUCACGGCGAAGCUGGACCGCACGCACUACGGGUUCAGCAAGUUGACCGUGGUGAACGAGACGGUUGUCACUUGGGAGUUCGUGAAAGGGGAGGAUGGCUCGACUGGCGACUAUCUGACCCUUGUCAAGGGGAGUACGUGUACGAUCGAUGUGUAG